Molecule: messenger RNA, 2404 nt
Organism: Lepisosteus oculatus (spotted gar)
Lineage: Eukaryota; Metazoa; Chordata; Actinopteri; Semionotiformes; Lepisosteidae
Gene: rbm22
Product: RNA binding motif protein 22
Cellular component (GO): U2-type catalytic step 2 spliceosome; U2-type catalytic step 1 spliceosome; Prp19 complex
Molecular function (GO): metal ion binding; pre-mRNA binding; U6 snRNA binding
Source: RefSeq, a predicted model, not a curated record
UAGAGGCGGGUGGUUGGUCUUUCAGAGAAUUGUGGGAUAUCUCUAAGAAUGGCGACGUCUUUGGGAGCCAACACUUACAACAGACAAAACUGGGAAGACGCGGAUUUUCCCAUUCUCUGCCAGACAUGCCUUGGAGAAAAUCCGUACAUUCGCAUGACCAAAGAGAAGUAUGGCAAGGAAUGCAAGAUCUGUGCCAGACCCUUUACUGUGUUUCGCUGGUGCCCUGGUGUGAGGAUGCGCUUUAAGAAAACGGAAGUGUGCCAGACUUGUAGCAAGCUGAAGAAUGUAUGCCAGACGUGUCUCUUAGACCUUGAAUAUGGCUUGCCAAUUCAAGUUCGUGACACUGGUUUAUCAAUCAAAGAUGAAAUGCCCAAAUCAGAUGUGAACAAAGAAUAUUACACUCAGAACAUGGAACGAGAGAUUCAGAACUCGGAUGGGACCAGGCCAGUAGGGAUGUUAGGGAAAGCUCCAAGUUCCAGUGACAUGUUGCUGAAACUGGCCAGGACCACUCCUUACUAUAAGCGUAACCGUCCACACAUUUGCUCUUUCUGGGUCAAGGGAGAGUGUAAGAGAGGAGAGGAGUGUCCGUACAGACAUGAGAAACCUACAGACCCAGAUGAUCCCCUGGCAGACCAGAACAUCAAGGACCGAUACUAUGGGAUAAAUGAUCCCGUUGCAGAUAAACUUUUGAAACGGGCCUCCACCAUGCCACGUCUUGACCCGCCAGAGGACAAAACCAUCACCACACUCUAUGUGGGUGGAUUGGGAGAUACCAUCACAGAGACUGAUCUCAGGAAUCACUUUUACCAGUUUGGUGAGAUUCGCACCACAACAAUAGUGCAGAGGCAGCAGUGUGCAUUCAUUCAGUUUGCUGCACGACAGGCUGCGGAACUGGCUGCUGAGAAAUCUUUUAACAAGCUGAUCAUUAAUGGCCGACGACUUACUGUCAAGUGGGGCAGGUCCCAGGCAGCCAGAGGGAAGGAGAAGGACAAGGAUGGUGUGAGCGAGACUGGGAUGAAACUGGAGCCAGUGCCUGGCCUUCCGGGAGCUCUGCCCCCUCCUCCUGCAUCUGAGGAAGAAGCUCCUGCAAAUUACUUCAAUCUGGCCCCCAGUGCGUCUCCCGCUGUCAUGAACAUUGCUCUGCCUCCUCCCCCGGGCAUUGCACCCCCUCCUCCUCCAGGCUUCGGACCUCCUAUGUUCCACUCCAUGGGCUCCAUGGGUCCUCCACCCCCUCCACCAAUGUCAAUGAGAGCUCCUGGUCACAUCCAUUACCCUUCCCAGGAUCCUCAGCGCAUGGGUGCUCACGCCAGCCGCCACGGUGGCUCCUAAUCUCACUUCUUUUCAAAACAUUGAGUAUCGUGUUAAGAGGCAACUUUAACAGCUGCGGUUCCUUUCCUUGAAGGUUAAAACCAAGUCCUAGUUUUAACUUUUUGAAAUAAAGGGGUCUGGCCUUAUUGAAUAAAUAAAUGAAUAAUAAAAGAAUGAAAAUACCUACAUUUUUGGAUUGUAAUUUAAAAGAAAUGUCUGAAUAUUGUGAUAAAUUGCUUCCUACAUGAAAAGCCUUUUCCAGUCAGCUUCCAUUUGCACACAUUCUUUAUGAAACUUAAGUUUUCAUAAAAGAUUAAGUUGCAUAUAAAAGUUGCAGUGACUCAUUACUCAAUAUUUUUAGGGGGUUAUUUACUGAGUUGUUGACCUCCUUGCCACUGGAAAAACAAUAUAAUGAUGUUGGUAAAUGCUGAACUAAGAUGUCAUAGCGGUGACACUGAUUUACUUAUUUAGUUCAUAAAAUAUCAAAAGCAGCCAUUUUCCUCUGGUUCAGCUGAAACAGGAUUUUUUUUUAGGUGAAUCCAUGUUAUCAGUUGUAAACUAUUAUUGAAAAUAUAUAUAUAUAGUUUUAUACCAUACAACAAGCACAGAUAAGACUAAUGUAUUACUUUAAGGGCCAAAUACAAGGAAGCAAAGUGCCCUGAGCCUCAGAUGUGUAUGGCAUGUCACUGUUAAGUAUGACGUGUUAAUUUGCAAUGUCUUACUUUUGGCCUCAAAGGUUAGAUGAAAUUUGGGUAGUCACUAAGUAAUUGUCCAUAGACUUUUAAUCUAGGCAGUCUUUUUAAUAUCUUAUUUCUUUUUACUUUUUGUUUUGUGGAGACUCAUUUUCUCUUUUCAUGGAUGGAAUAAAAUCUCAAGGAUUGAAAGAAUUCACAAAUGAAGUCUGUCAGUGAGAUCUAAAUGGUAACUUUUUUCCAGGUCUGAAACAUUGUAUACAUUUAAUCUUUGAGGGCCUUUUUUAAACCCGUCAGAUAUAGAUGGCUUCAGAUAUAUUUGUACCCUUAAGUUGGUUUGAGCUAGAAUAAAUGUAAGUGUACAUUCAGUAUUUGAUGCAUAAAUAAAAUAUGAAAAAUCUUAA